CCAAACACCGCAAAAAACUAUACCACACCACACUUCAAUCUCACCGAGCUCUCUGCCUCUCGCUUUCGUUAGAUUUCUCACUAAUUCCCAGCAAUCCGCUCUACGUUUAAUUCCGUAAUCCCAUACCGUAACCAUGGCGAAUGAGAAUCCAUUUAAAAGCAUACUGAAAAAGCUUGAAAAAGCUGACGGUGGUGAAUUUGGCAAGUAUUACAGCUUGCCUGCUCUUAAUGAUCCAAGAAUCGAUAGGCUACCGUUUUCAAUUAGGAUUCUUUUAGAGUCGGCUAUUCGAAACUGUGAUGAGUUUCAGGUUAAGAGUAAUGAUGUUGAGAAGAUUAUUGAUUGGGAGAAUUCUUCUCCUAAACAAGUUGAAAUUCCUUUCAAACCUGCCAGAGUACUUCUUCAGGAUUUUACUGGUGUUCCUGCUGUCGUUGAUCUUGCUUGCAUGCGAGAUGCCAUGAACAAUUUAGGAGGUGAUUCGAAUAAAAUUAAUCCAUUGGUUCCUGUUGAUCUUGUUAUUGAUCACUCAGUUCAGGUUGAUGUGGCGAGAUCAGAAAAUGCAGUACAGGCAAAUAUGGAAUUUGAGUUUCAAAGGAACAAAGAAAGAUUUGCUUUUCUCAAGUGGGGCUCAAAUGCAUUUCAUAACAUGCUUGUUGUUCCUCCUGGAUCGGGGAUAGUCCAUCAGGUCAAUUUGGAAUACCUCGGGAGAGUUGUAUUCAACACAAAUGGCGUGCUCUAUCCAGAUAGUGUAGUUGGAACUGAUUCACACACAACUAUGAUUGAUGGAUUGGGUGUUGCUGGUUGGGGAGUCGGUGGGAUAGAAGCAGAAGCUGCAAUGCUUGGCCAGCCCAUGAGCAUGGUCUUGCCUGGUGUUGUUGGGUUUAAGUUGUCAGGAAAACUGAGAGAUGGAAUUACAGCUACUGAUUUGGUUUUGACAGUAACACAAAUACUGAGAAAGCAUGGGGUUGUUGGCAAGUUCGUGGAGUUUUAUGGUGAAGGUAUGAGUGAACUGUCAUUAGCCGACCGUGCUACUAUUGCCAACAUGUCACCGGAGUACGGUGCAACCAUGGGUUUCUUUCCUGUUGAUAAUGUUACACUUCAGUAUCUCAAACUGACCGGCAGAAGUGAUGAAACUGUCUCCAUGAUAGAAUCUUAUUUAAGGGCUAACAAGAUGUUUGUGGAUUACAGUGAGCCCCAGGCUGAGAGAGUUUACUCCUCAUAUCUAGAGUUGAAUCUUGAGGAUGUGGAGCCCUGCAUAGCAGGACCCAAAAGGCCUCAUGACCGAGUUCCUCUAAAAGAAAUGAAAGCAGAUUGGCAUUCAUGCUUGGACAGUAGGGUCGGAUUUAAGGGAUUUGCUAUACCAAAGGAAUCUCAGAGCAAAGUAGCAGAGUUCGAUUUCCAUGGGACCCCUGCACAACUCAGACACGGUGAUGUUGUUAUAGCUGCUAUUACUAGUUGCACAAAUACAUCAAACCCAAGUGUAAUGCUUGGAGCUGCUUUGGUUGCAAAGAAAGCUUGUGAACUAGGAUUGCAGGUCAAACCAUGGGUUAAAACAAGUCUUGCUCCAGGCUCAGGGGUUGUUACCAAAUACUUGGAAAAGAGUGGCUUGCAGAAGUUUUUGAAUCAGUUGGGUUUUCAUAUAGUUGGUUAUGGAUGCACCACCUGCAUUGGUAAUUCAGGUGAUAUUGAUGAAGCAGUGGCAUCAGCUAUUACUGAAAACGAUCUAGUGGCAUCUGCUGUAUUGUCUGGGAAUCGGAAUUUUGAGGGUCGAGUACAUCCUUUAACAAGAGCUAAUUAUCUUGCCUCUCCUCCACUUGUGGUUGCCUAUGCGCUUGCUGGAACGGUUAACAUUGAUUUUGAAACAGAACCAAUUGGAUUGGGAAAAGAUGGGAAGAAAAUAUAUUUCAGGGAUAUUUGGCCAUCUAAUGAAGAAGUUGCAAAUGUUGUCCAAUCAAAUGUGCUCCCAGACAUGUUCAAGGCUACCUAUGAAGCAAUCACAAAAGGAAACCCCAUGUGGAACAAUUUAUCUGUACCUUCUGGCACUCUCUACUCAUGGGAUCCAAAAUCAACAUACAUACACGAUCCGCCAUAUUUCAAAACCAUGACCAUGUCACCCCCUGGACCACAUGGCGUCAAGAAUGCCUACUGCUUGCUCAAUUUUGGGGAUAGUAUUACAACUGAUCACAUUUCACCAGCUGGUAGUAUCCACAAAGACAGUCCUGCUGCUAGAUAUCUCAUGGAACGUGGUGUUGACAGAAGGGAUUUUAACUCUUAUGGAAGUCGCCGUGGUAAUGAUGAGAUUAUGGCAAGAGGCACCUUUGCCAACAUUCGUAUUGUCAACAAACUAUUGGGAGGAGAAGUUGGACCCAAGACAGUUCAUAUCCCAAGUGGAGAGAAGCUCUCUGUUUAUGAUGCAGCAAUGAGGUACAAGAGAGAAGGGCAUGCUAUGGUUAUCUUGGCCGGUGCUGAGUAUGGGAGUGGAAGUUCUCGUGAUUGGGCUGCCAAGGGUCCAAUGUUAUUGGGUGUAAAAGCGGUGAUAUCUAAGAGCUUUGAGCGAAUUCAUCGCAGUAAUUUGGUUGGCAUGGGUAUUUUACCAUUGUGUUAUAAGACUGGUGAGGAUGCUGAAACACUUGGAUUGACUGGUCAUGAGCGCUACAGCAUCGAUCUUCCAAGCAGUGUUAGUGAAAUUAGACCCGGUCAAGAUGUCACAGUAACAACAGACAACGGCAAGUCUUUCACAUGUAUUUUGCGUUUCGAUACAGAGGUGGAACUGGCAUAUUUCGAUCAUGGAGGCAUUUUGCCAUUUGUCAUUAGGAACCUCAUUCACGCCAAACACUGAAAUGGCAACAAAUCAGUUUGCAACAAGGUUUGUUUGAAGAUGUUUGAGCAGAUGAGUAAUAAAACAGGACCAGCUAAAAUGUUAGCUCUCUCUUUUAGUACAGAGCCAGUCAGAUUAUGAAUAAAUCAAGAACUGAGGUUGGAUAAUUGACACGGAAGAAGAAUAAUUCCAUGUUGAAUCGGGUCACUAUCGAUAGACAUUAUAAAUGCUAGUUUUUGACUGGAAAAGGCUAUCUAGUUCCUUUAUAAUUUGGUUAGAAAUGUGAAAUUGAACCAAUGAUUGUAAUUUUUCUAGCUAUAAAUUCAUGAUUGCUAUUUAUCUUUCA
Molecule: messenger RNA, 3161 nt
Organism: Mercurialis annua (annual mercury)
Lineage: Eukaryota; Viridiplantae; Streptophyta; Magnoliopsida; Malpighiales; Euphorbiaceae
Product: aconitate hydratase 1
Exons: 20
Coding region: 134-2836 (900 amino acids)
Biological process (GO): tricarboxylic acid cycle; citrate metabolic process
Cellular component (GO): mitochondrion; cytosol
Molecular function (GO): aconitate hydratase activity; 4 iron, 4 sulfur cluster binding
Source: RefSeq, a predicted model, not a curated record